Molecule: messenger RNA, 8250 nt
Organism: Passer domesticus (house sparrow)
Lineage: Eukaryota; Metazoa; Chordata; Aves; Passeriformes; Passeridae
Gene: ANGPTL3
Product: angiopoietin like 3
Exons: 7
Coding region: 5514-6887 (457 amino acids)
Biological process (GO): phospholipid catabolic process; phospholipid homeostasis; cholesterol homeostasis
Source: RefSeq, a predicted model, not a curated record
AUACACGUAAAGGAGGUUCCUGCAAGAGACAAAGGCAGCAGGUGAUGAGAGGGGUCACACCUUCAUUAAUGCUGUUAUUUAAACCUCUGCGGAAAGGCUCACAGUGAAGGGGUUGACAUUUUCUCUUCUCUCAGAUGCAGUGCACACCCAGAAAAACAAUUUGUCUUUGGUAAUGACUGACCCCUUAUUUCAGACAUCAAGAUACAUUCUUAAACUCUCAUCAUAUUUCGAAACAGUUCUUGUUUGGAAGGGUACUUGGAAAAUCCAUCUAAAAAUUUCCCAGUGAUUCUACAAUCUGAGAAGUUCAAGUGGAAAGAAAAGCUUUAUUUACUUCUACUUUAUAUACUUUAUUUGCUCAACAUAGAGCAGCUGGUUUCUGUUAAAUACCUUCCUUCUUGUGGCCUGUCCCUUUUUUUUUUCUUUUCUUUUUUAAAUCUCCUGACAUCAGGAUAACUUCAGGUUACAUUUCUGCUCUGAGAAUGGAUUAAACCAAAUGGAUACAUGUAGCUUCAGGUAAUGACAACACUCCCAGGUAGCUAAAGAACUGUUUCAAAAUUUGAAGUAAUACAGUGCUCAUCACAUCCACAGGGAAUGUGGCAGGACAUAAUGGGAGGAAAUUGCAGCACAGGAGAUUUAGGUGAGGCACAAGGGAAAAUGUUCUGGCUGUAAGGAGAGUUUAAGCAGUAGAACAAAUUGCCUUGGAGGGUGUGAAACCUCCAUCUUCUGGUGGUUUCUCAGGACAGGUGAGGCAGACACUCGCCAGCUGGGUUUAAAAACAACCUCAACCUUCGCUGGGCAGGGGACACAUCCUGGAAACCCCUUCCAGUCCCAUUCUCCAAGUCUCUGAUUACUUUAAUAGCCAUGAGAGAUGCAAAAUUCUGCAGUAUUUUCUGUCCUCCGAGCCCUGCUGGGCCCUUGCCAACAAGGUGAAAGUUGGAUUCACACUUCAUCAGCAAAACUGUCCACUACAAACCCCUACCUGUCCUUUGCGCAAGUAAUUUAGAUCUACACAAAGCUCCUUGAUGUUCUUUUAAAGACAAAAAAAAAAGCAACAUCCCUCACAGACUGUUCCACCUCAACACUCAGUUAUUUAGAGGAAAUGAAUGUUCUUUUGCUGCCAAACAAAUUGUUACACAUAUUUUAAAAAGCCAGCCUGGAAAUCCCCAUUCCACCUCCCACACAGCCCUGCCCAGCACACCAGCACCAUCCUCCUUGGCCAGCCUGGCUCCUGCAGCUCCAGCCAGGGGAUCCAGCAGGGAUGGUUCCACGGGAGCUCAGGGAGGGCUUCAAGAGCUGCCUCCAGCUCCCAGGGAUGAAGGACUGGCACGCUGCAUUCUGCCCAAACACUGCAGAACUAACAGCCCCGGCUUGUGAGGCAACAGGAAAAAGAGGUUCCCUUCCCUCUGGGAACUGUUCCGUGGGUCUGAACACAAUUUGUGAGUGGUUUCCAACUGUUCCUUGUCCCACAGAGACAACAGAUGCCAGAUGGGCUCAGAAGUGAAGUGAGGAGCACAGCAGGACAACUUUUAAGGUGUAAUAAAACAGCUGCUGUCGAGUGCUGGCAGCAGGAGGUUGGCAACAAAAAGAGUCUUUUUUGGAUUCUCAGGAGGGCAGUAACUCAGGGAAGGUACCUGGUGCCUUUUAGAUGCCAGGAGCUUCCAAAACACCUGCACUGGUGGGACACACUCCUGGAGCAGCAGCUGCAGAGGGAGGCUGCCCUUGGCUGCCUGAAAUGGCACUAAUGACAAGAUUUUGGCCAAUGAAUCCCACCCAAGGCCUUCAUUCUGAUGGCAAUUCCUGCUGCUCCCCAAACAGUCCCACCUACACAGCCACAGCCAGUGCUGAUCCUAAGGAAUUCCCCAGGAGCAGUCCAGCUCCAGGGACAUUUGGGGCAGCCUCAUGAACCAGGCUCUGCUUCACCCCUGCAGGCAGAGGAAUAAGCUUAGCAGGCAAGUGGGAAUUUCUUCCCUCUCAAGUCCUUCAUGGUGAAUUAAGUUUUGGAAUCCCAUCCCCACUGGUCACUUUGCCAAAUCAACGCUCUCCUACUAUUUCAGAGGGGGCCAGGGCCAUUUUUGUGACUCUCCUAAAUUACUUUGUUCUGCCAUGAAUACAUUUGCUGCUUGAUGUUCUUUUAAAAUGAAAAUGGAUAUGAAAAUUUACUCUAAAAUGUACCUUGCUCAUAAAAGUUUUAUUAAGUAUUAUUAGUGCUUAAGAGAAAGAUUUAAGGUAUUUGUGAAGCCAGCCUACAGGAUCCCUAUAUUAAAGGCAGGCUUAUGCAAAGGAUUGAUUUAUGCUGAGGAAAGGGGGAAGGUUGUUCCCUCUCCACUGCUUUUCAAGCCCUCAUUAAAGGGCAUUUCACUGGGAAGAAGCUCUUAUGGGAUUUGAGAUGCACAGAUCCCACUGCAACGGGGGACAGGGGAUGUUCCCCCUGUUCAGGCAGCCUCCCAUUACAGGCAUCUUCCCUUUGUGAAAAACUUACAUAGAAAAAGGGGAAAAAAAAUGCCCAGCUGGCAAAUCAGAAUGUGAUCCCAAAUGGAAAAAUCCUGCUUGACCUUAGCACUGGUCAAGUCAGGUUGGAACCCUGGUUUGGGCUGGAAGGGAUGUAAAGAUCACAUCAUUCCACCCCCUGCCAUGGCCAGGGGCACGUUCCACUGUCCCAAACUGCUCCAAACCCUGUCCCACCUGUCCUUGGACACUUCCUGGGAUGGGGCAGCCACAGCUGCUCUGGACAAACUGUGUCAGGGCCUCACCACCCACACAGAAAUUAAUUUAUUCCCAGUAUCUAAUCUCAUAUAGACCGUCUCUCUUUCAGGUUAAAACCAUCUCCUCCAGUCCAUUGUCCCAAGUCCCUCUCCAGCUGCCCUGGAGCCCCUUUAGGCACUGGAAUGAGCUCUGAGUUCUCCCCAAAGCCUUCUCUUCUCCAUCCCCAGCUCUCCCAGCCUCUCUUCUACCCCACAUCAUUAAAAACCUCACAUCUUCCUGUCUAAACACAGCCAUGGAAAGGGACUGAUAGCUGAAAAAAUGACAGGAACAUUAUAAAUGUCUUGAUUUCUAUCAAUCAAAGUUUCAGGCAGGAGUUUUAAAGGAUUUGUGUUUGGAGCUUUUAUUAAAAUGCCAUGCCAAAUAUAUGCAAUGCCUAUCCUAUUAUCUCAAACAGAUCUCAAAAGUACUUCUACUUCCAUAAAAUAAAUUGCUAAAGAGCAAAGGCUUCCCAAGCCAUGGAAAUAAUGGCACCAGGCACUCCUCUAAAUACACUAAAUAUUUAUAUAAUAUCAUUGCAGCCAUUUUGCAAAAUCCUUCACAAAGGUAUUAAAACAUUAAGAGCUGCUCCUAACUCUUACAAUGAAAAUUCUAUGAAUGAAUUUUCUUAUUAUGAAAAUUUCCCUUUUCAGUAAAACCCAGAGACCUUUUCCUUUGCUUUAUUCCUACUAUAAAAAACAUUUAAAGCCCAUAUAAUCUGGGUCACCCAGGUGCAUGAAAGAUCUUCAGGAUCAUGUUUGUUCUAUACAUCUUUUCCUGACAACUCUCAGAGGCAGGAUUCCCUCUCAGGGUUUCCAAAGCUCUUGAAUUUUAUGGUUUAGUCAUGCCAGAAGCUUUCCUCCUCUCUGCUUUUCUGUGUCCCACUUUUCUUCUGGACUCUGGGACUGUUGUGACAUCUAGGGGUGCUCUGUAGUGAGUUUAGCACUGCCUGACUUCAUGGCCUUGGCAUUAAUAUGGAGACGUGCUUGGCAGCUAAUUAGUGCUUCAUUAAUAUUUGACAUCAGGCCUUUGGCUGCCUUUUCCCUUUGGAAAACAAACCUUUCCCACAGGUAGUGUCUGCCUGAGCAGCACAGGCAGCACAUGGGACACAAGCUGUAGAAACCUGGCAGAAUGUCUGAUCCCAGUUGCUUGGUCAUUGCUAUUUCUUCAGUAACUCCCUAUAUUUUUCUGAAGACUAAGACAAGAAGAAAGAUUUUUGGGAGGUGAUGGGGUUAGGAAGAAUUCAAAAUAAACCAGAAAGUUUUCUUGCAUUAAAUAGUUAAAAAAGAAAAUGAUUCAUUUGAAACCACAUAAAACCAGAGCCACUUAAGUACUGUGAAGUGGACUGAAGAAUGUCUAUACAUUUGUUUUGGGUUUGGUUUUUUUUUCAAUUUUAUAACCAGUUCUUCAAGUUUUGCAGCCCAAAAUCCCUGUGUCAGAUGCCAGAGAAACAAUUCAAAAUUGUUUUUUUGAAGGAAUCCCUAUUCUGCCCGGAGCUGGGCCUGAUCAUCUCCCUGCUUCUGCUCUUUUUCCAUACUCCAGAUACUCCCAGUAACUCUCAUCCCAACCAGACUGCCACAAAAUAUUCCCCAGCAAUUAAUGUGAGAUCUAAAAUACUUUCACAGUACUUAUUUGUGAAUGGGAAGGUUAUCUGUGUAUUACCAACCUCUGAGCACACAAAAAAUUCAACGUAUGUGGUAAAAAUUUCAUUUUUUAAACUUUUUUUUCUAUGGAUGCUUCAUAUCAUACGUGCACCUGUACAUCAACAACACAACAAAAAGUCCAGGGGAAGAAUUUCUAAACAUACAAGAAUUUAGCAAAAACCUGAAAACUCUCCAAAGCACAUUGCGCAAUGUUUGAUUUUGAUUUCUUGGAUUGCUAUGAAUGAGUCCAGAAAGAGAAAUACCUUUGACUCACACUACCAAAAACCCCAUGUUUCCAUGCAGAGACCCACUGCAGAACUGGGCAUUUAUUUCAGAGCACUUGCAGCCUUUCUGUAUGCAGUGUGAAUCUUAAACAGCAAAAAGAAUGCUAAGGUGAGAAAUGCAAGUGAGUUAUUAUUUAUCUCACCCACCUCUGCAAAGCAGCUCUUAAAAAAUAAGUUUUAUAUGGUGUAAAUUACUGCACAAACCUUAACACAGCAGAAUCACAUCCAGGCAAUCUCUGGACCUAAUUCCCUCUUUCUCACUUAAUCUGGGCUCGAUGACAAGUAAAUCCACUGCAGCACAAUGAGUUACAUCAGAAAACGGCCUGAGAUGAAAAUCAAGUUGUGUGAAUCAUCUGGGAAUAUUUUGCCCUUCCACAGCUCAUCAAGGAGCUUCACAACCUGAACAUCCAGCACUCUUAAACAUGGUAAAAUCCUUUCGCACUCCUGAGGCACUAAAGGGAACCAAACAACACAAACAAGGAGCAAUUUAAGCCCUCACCGAGAUUAUGACCCACAAUUAACCUAUUAAAAAGAGCUGUGUGAGAAACACCGUGUCAUCAAUAACGUUUUACACCAGCAGGCCUGGCAGAUGGAAAAGUUCAGAACCAGUUUAAUCAGCAACGUGCCCGUCUCUCAAUUUUAUCUUCCCAGGUACCAACCUACAUUCAGGAGGGGUUACACUCGUUCAAACACACACAGCUUAAUGAUCAACCCGCUGCUCUGCCUCUCCUAAAAUGAAGAGGAGUAUAAAUAGAUCAAGUUCUGCAACCCAGAACAGCCACAGAGCACGAGCUGUCACUGGGAAAAGCCUCUGCAUCCUGAGCAAAGAGAGCCAAGAGCAGCAAACAUGAAGAUCAUUCCAGUUUUACUAUUCCUGGCUCUCCCAGCUGCAGCUGACAAGGAUUUUUUCUCCGUGGGUUCGGCCGGAUCUCCCGAAACAAAAUCGAGAUUUGCGAUGUUGGACGAUGUCCGAAUCUUGGCCAAUGGGCUCCUCCAGCUGGGGCACGGCCUCAAAGACUUUGUCCACAAGACCAAGGGGCAGAUGAAUGACAUCUUUCAGAAACUCUACAUUUUUGACAGGUCCUUUUACGAGCUCUCCCUGCAAACCAGCGAAAUCAAGGAGGAAGAAGAACAGCUCCGGCAAACCACGGCCAGGCUGCAAAUCAACAACGAGGAGAUAAAGAACCUCUCCCAGGAGAUGAACCUGAAGAUUGAAGACCUCAUCCAAAACAAAAUCCAGCUGCAGGAGCAAGUGUGGGGACUGGAGGACAAGGUCACCAAACUGGCCAUUUUCCAGCCUUCGGUGCAAGAGACAAAAGAAAUUUCUUCACUCAAAGCCUUUGUGGAGCAGCAGGACAACGACAUCAAGCAGCUGCUGAGAAUCGUGGAGGACCAGCACGUGCAGCUGGACAGGCAGCACAACCAGAUCCUGGAGCUGGAGGACAAGCUAAACCACAUCGAGCUGCUGGAGCUGCUGGAGAAUUCCUUCCUGGGGGAGCAGCAGGAAGCAGAGCCCAUCCCCUCUGCUGUGCACAGGCCCACGGCUGGGACAUACAGAGCUGAUGGUGCUGCUGCUGCUGACUGCACUGCCCUCUACCACAGCGGGGUGCAGGCCAGUGGGGUCUACACCAUUCAGCCCAACGGCUCAGAAGCUUUCAAUGUCUACUGUGAAAUGAAAUUUGGCACAUCCUGGACUGUUAUCCAGAAGAGAGUGGAUGGAUCGCUGGAUUUCAACCAAACUUGGGAUGCCUACACAAAUGGUUUUGGUGACCUCAAUGAGGAAUUCUGGCUGGGCCUGAAGAAGAUCUACUCCAUCACCCAGCAGGGGAAUUACCUGCUGCGGAUCGAGCUGCAGGACUGGAGAGGGAACAGGAGGCACAUCGAGUACAGCUUCAGCCUGGGGGGCCCCAGCACCAACUUCACCCUGCAGCUGUCCAGGAUGUCGGGGAGCAUCCCCAACGCGCUGCCCGAGCACGCCCAGCUGCGCUUCUCCACCGGGGACACGGCCAGCAGCUCCAGCUGUCCCCAGAGCCACCCAGGAGGCUGGUGGCACAGUGAGUGUGAGGAAACCAACCUGAACGGGAACUACGUCACGCCAAGGUCCAGGGGAAGGCUGGACAGAGGAAAAGGUUUGUACUGGAAGCCUAAGAAAGGAAGAUACUACCUGCUCAAGUCAACCAAAAUAAUGAUCCACCCAACAGACUUGAAAAGCUUUGACUGAGUGCUCAACCUGCUGCAUUUUAACUCAGAACAAGCACAAUGAACUUCACCACACCAAAGGACUUGAUGCUGUGUUUACCAACAGAUGCCAUGACCCAAUCCAUGCCCUGCAUGGAAUUUCUCCAAAACAUAAACCUGAGGCAUCUGAGAUGGUCUUACAAAAUGUCUGGUGAGUAUUGUCAUUCCUUCAAGCCCCAAUGUCAACAUGCUGCAACUUUUUGUGGAGCUUUUCCUUCCCCACAGUGCAAUUCUAAUGCCUAGAAGCCAACCUGUCACAUAUUGGAUAAUAUUGUUUGGGAGAAUGGGUUUUCAGGCUGUGCAUUCCCUUCUGGGUUGUGUAGUAGGGAAAACAAAAAGUGUUUUCUGGUAACAAAGGGCUGGCAAAACCCUAUGGAAAACAUUUAGGGGGAACAAAAAGAAAUUUUGUUUCUUGAAGUAACUAUCUGAAUGCUUGGUUCAUGUUUUUGUUGUGGAAUAUUUUAGGAGCAAAUUAAAGAUGGGUAAUUCCUCGUUUUAGGGCACUGGGUAUUUCCAGACAGUUUUCCAGGAGUGCAGCUGAGGCAAAUCCAUGCUCUCUGGAGCUCUGCAGGUGUGUCACACACAGGGGGCAGAGCAGAUCCUGCUCCUCUGGAUCCCACAGAUCCCACAGGGCACCUGCACAGCUGGGGCUGCUCACUGCGAGUGAGGAGCCAAACUUCACUGAAAGGAGGAAGAGAUCUGCUCUCCUCACCUGAAAUGAAUCAGAGCCAAGCCUUUGUGACCUUUCAGUCCAACCAGCUAAGGAAUUAAAUAAACAACCAAGUGAGCACACACCAAAACACCUUCACUUAGGGAACAGCUGCUCCAAUGGGGUCAAGGGUGCCACCCCACAAACCCAGCAGGCACAACCCAUGGGACAGGGCUGGUCCAGCUCCUGGGGACACUCACAUGUUGAACUUCAGCUGCAGAACACGGAGUGACAGCCUUGGGCUGGCCCUGGAAGUGCUGACUGACAAAACCCCAGUCCUGCAGUUCCCUGAGUCAUAUUGACUUGUUUAUCUUCCCCAACCCUUGUACAGUGCGGGUUUUUUAUCUCAGCACAGGAAAUGGUUUUGGUUGCCAUUUGUCAGAGUGAAACCCCAUGAACAGAAUGUGUCAAUUACAGAAAUGCUGCAAAAAAAUCCUUUUCCUUCUCAUGGGUUUGUAACAGAGAUGAGAUCAUGCAGUGUUGCUUAUUUGUACUGGUUUACUGUAAUGUUAAAUUACCUGUCCAAUAAAUAAAUAGACAAACAAAUAAAUGGCUGAGACUUUUCAAAAUACAGGAUAUGGAACUCAACUAAACCCUUCUUGCAAGCUUUGAUUUAUAAAAACCUGGUUUGUAUCUA